UUCUCAGUUUCUGCACUGAAUAUCCUUAUCAUGGCGUCCAAGGAUUCGUACGGAAUUGUUGAGUGGUAUGGAAAUGGAAACGGACACCGCUGCGGUUAUUGUAAAAGUUCAAAUGGCAACAUUUCAGACGGAAUGUGGGCACAUGCCUUGACUGUACAGAACUAUCAAGAUCUAAUUGACAGAGGAUGGAGAAGGAGUGGGAAAUACUGUUACAAACCGCUAAUGAACAAAACAUGCUGUCCACAUUAUACCAUAAAAAUGGAGGCACUAAAUUUUCGGAUGAAUAAAUCACAUAAGAAGAUUAUCAAACAGGUCAACAAAUAUCUUAUACAUGGAAUAAAACCAGGAGAGGUCAAAGGACAAGAUCAGGAUGAGGCUCGAGAUGCCCCACAUUCAGAAGCAGGGAAUGUGCCAGAAGGGGAAACACCAACUGUUGAUAUGAAAGGGGAGACAACUCCGGGAGUAGAAAAUACAGCAACUUCAUCAACCCAAAUUCCAAAACCAGAGACAGUGAAGGAUAGUGCAAUGGAUAUAGUAAAAUCAGAAGAUGCUACAAAAUCUAAAAAAGAAAUCAGAAAGGGUGAGGGAGCAGAUCCAAACAAACCACCAUGUCGUAAAGCUAAAGAUAUCAGGAUAGAGAUGAAGAAGAAAAAAUUACUAGCGGCAGGCAAGGAUCCUCAGGAAGUGGAAGAAAUGUUUCAGAAGAAGAGCAAUCCUACAGAUGGCGUUAAAUCUUUGGAGGACUAUCUAAAUGAACCUUCAAACACAGAUAAUUGUGCUCAUAAAUUAGAGAUUAAACUGAUUAGGAGUAACCCACGGCAACGUCCAGCAUUUGUUGACAGCUUUAAAGAAUCACAUCUAGUCUUUAAGAAAUACCAAAUGUCCAUACAUCAUGAAGAUGAAAGCGACUGUGAUAUAAGUCAGUUUGAAAAUUUUCUAGUUGAUUCUCCACUUAAGGAGACAAAAGGAGAAGAUAAAACACAUGGCCGUGUAUCCAUGGGAUAUGGAUCCUUUCAUCAGCAUUAUAUACUAGAUGGGAGAAUUAUAGCUGUUGGUGUGGUAGACAUUCUUCCGCACUGUAUAUCAUCCGUUUACUUAUACUACCAUCCUGAUUAUUCAUUUCUAGCUCUAGGAACUUAUACAGCCUUACAGGAAAUAGCAUUUACAAGAUCCCUAAAUAAGAUGGAUCAAGAACUGAAAUAUUAUUAUAUGGGUUAUUAUAUACAUUCCUGUCCUAAAAUGGUAUACAAGGGUCAGUAUUAUCCUUCCUUCCUUCUAUGUCCAGAGACUUACACAUGGCAGCCUAUAGAGAAAUGUAGACCUAAACUUGACCAGAACAGAUAUUCAAGAUUGGCUCCAGAUGGAGUUGAGGAUGAAAAUCUAAAUGUACCAGAUGACAAGAUUACAGUUCUUUAUAUGAGGCAGUUGAUGAACUAUGCUAUAUAUACACAACUUAAUCCUAAGGCCAAAGAUGCUAAAGCUGUUAAAAAGUACUCGCAACUCGUUGGGAAAAAAGUUGCUCCAAAUAUGAUGUUAUUCAGAUCAGGUUAAAAAAAUCCCCCAAAUUUAUCUGUCAGGUUUUUGUUUACUCACAUUCGUAGUGUCAGAUGAUUGGGAUUACCAUCAAAGAAAACCAUGUGCAGUUUUUGUGAGAAGAAUGAUCAAAGAAGCAUUUAAAAGAAAUGUCAGGAUACCUGUUUUUGUUCUCACAAUAUUCUUAAGGACAUUCAAAUACAGUUUUGAUGCACAUGGUUUAUUUACAAAAUUUGCAUGCAAGCUAUUUUUCAUCUAGUAAAUUCAAAUAUGUAAUUAACAGUAUAAAUGGGAUCAAAAUUUAAGAAAUUUACUUAAAAUUUCAGUUUCUUGGAUAUUUCUAUCCUUUGGACAGACAUACCUAAUGUUUUUGUUUCAAAAGAUAGACACAAGUGGAUUUUUGUUAAAACAUUAGGAAUACCUCAUUUACAUAUUACUAAGUAUACUCUAAAUUUGUGUAAAAAUUCCUUUAAAAUAGUUCAUUCUUAUUAAAGUUUAAUGAGUUUAGAAAAAAAACAGCAUUUUUUGCUGUAUAUUUAUCUAUUUUAAAAAAAAAAUCAUUUGUGAUUUGUUCAUAAAAUUGAUACAAAUAAUCUUCAUACAUAAUCAAACCAGAUGUCACGUUUUAAAAAGAGGGGUCCAUGUUCUUGUUUUCUAGCUAAUGAUUGAAAUCUGUCGAAAAUGCAUAUUUUCCGAAUACAUCAUAUGAUGUCGCGAAAAAUAACAUUUUACAUUAAAGAUGUUAUUUCCUGCCCCUGUAACAGUAUCAUUUGCCCUUAAGAAGUAAUAUCUGGCAACUUAUGUCCCUUUAUAACGUUAUAUGCAAGCCAGGCAUCAUCUGUGUCCUUCGGACACAUUCUGCAUUUAUUUAUAUGUAUUAUUUUGUGAUUCUUAACAGACUUAAACUUUAGAUGAAAUUAUUCCUCAAGUUUGCUACACAUCUUUACAUCAGUUUAAACUUUAAUUACAUUUAAAAAAAUUUCCUCUUUCCUCUUUUUAUUGGAGGGAGGUUUCAGAUGCAUUUUUUUAGCAUAUAUGUUACUGAUAAAUGCAAAUUUCUGCAUAUUUCAUACUGAUGAAAAUGUAUUGCCUAAUUCAAAAGUAAAAAAAAAAUAUAUGUCAUAUCACACUCACGACUCUAUUAUAUCAACCCUCAACUAGUACAGGCUGCUAAUUGAGCUGAGAUAUCGGGCGGAUAUUAUAUUGUGUAUACAAAACCUUUAUUAAAAUUACAUAUGUGUGUAAUUUUGUAUUCUUCAGCCAUGUGAAAGUAAAAGUUGUCAGACACAAAACUGUUACAAGUAUUGUUAAGUGUAAUUUUCUCAAUUUAAUACAUUAAAUAUAAAAAAGCUUGCCUUCACCAGUAAAGUGUAUUCAAUAAAUAAAGACAAAAAAUAAUGGUAUAUCUCUAUAAAGAAAAUAAAUUUCUGAUACAUACUGAUAUAAAAAAAGAAGAUGUGGUAUGAUUGCCAAUGAGACAACUCUCCACAAGAGACCAAAUGACACAGUAAUUAACAACUAUAGGUCACCGUACGGCCUUCAACAAUGAGCAAAACCCAUAGCACACAGUCAGCUAUAAAAGGCCCCGAAAUAACAAUGUAAAACAAUUCAAACGAAAAAACUAACCGCCUAAUUUAUGUACAAAAAAUGAACGAAAAACAAAUAUGUAACACAUAAACAAACAACAACAACAACUGAAUUACAGGCUCCUGACUUGGGACAGGCACAUACAUACAGAAUGUGGUGGGGUUAAACAUGUUAGCGGGAUCCCAACCCUCCCCUAACCUGGGACAGUGGUGUAUGUUAUGGAUUUUUUGCUGUUAUUGAUUCUUAGGGGGGAAUAUUUUUAUAGUUAUGUAGGUUAAAGACUUUUCAUGAUGUAAUAUAAUUAUUUUCAUUUGUUUACAUUGUUCUACAGCCAUGUGAAAGUUGUGUGACACAGAACUGUAACGAGUAUUAAUAUAUGUACUUUUUAAAUAAUUUAUUUAAUCUUUUAUGUUCAUUUGAUUUUGAAUGAUCAUACCUAUUUAACCCUUUGACCGCAACGUUUUUACAAUGAGUGUCUUGUUGUAUGUGGUAUUAUUUGAUCAAGGUUGUGCAAAGAGUUUCAGAAAACCUUGUCAAAUUGUAUUUUUUUAAGUCAUAUCUGUCAAUAUGAGGUUAUACUGUUAUUUUUUUGAAUUUUAAAGAUAAUAGAAUAUAUAUUAUAAUAAGUAUGCAAGAUGUAAAAGUUUGUAAAAGUUUGUAAUGCUUUUGUUUGUUUGGAAAAAAUGGCCAUUUUGCACAUACUUUUCUAUCAAAGUAUAUGGUCUUACACAGGAAGAUAUUUAACAAACUUUUACAUCUAAAGUAUACUAAAUCUUGUAGCAAAACACAUUUUUGGUGAAAGCAUUGCCUCUUUAUUUAAAUAUUAAUGACAAGAUAUGAAAAUGAGGCUAUUUUACACAGUUUCCGCCUCUUUGCACAAAUUGCCAGAAGUUUGAGACCUGAAUACAGAUGAAAGACAAAAUGAAAAAAAAAUAUAUAUACUGAUGAUUGACAGACUAUGUCUUAUGAACAUCUGAAUUUGGUAUGCUAUCUGGCAGAUAUAUAAUAAAUUUUGAUUUUCAAAUUCAGGGGGCCAAAAAAGUGGCCUUAUUAUACCUGUCCCUUAACAGAAAAAAUGUAUACUUUCAAUCAUGCAUGUAAGAACCACUAACCAUUAGGCUGAUGGUACUCUCAGGAAUAAAUAACCUACCAGUAGCUGUGCCAAUCCAGUUGUAGUAUUAAAAACGAAAUACACAUUAUUAUUGAUACCAAUUCCAUGCACACAACAUUUUUUUCUGGAAUAAGAAUGAUAAUACCCAUGUUUUUUACUUCGUCAUGUGAAACUGCCUCUAAGAAAUUUUAGGUCUGUUAUAUAUGUAGUUAGCCAGAUUUUUAAGAUAUAUUUGUGAUGGCAGAAAUAUUAUGUUUUAAGGAAUGCUUGAUUGAAAUAAGCAAAUCAAUCCUGAUUUGAUGUUAUAUCAUUAUUUUUAUAAGUCAAAUGUAUUCUUGUUGACGGUUUUGUUAUGUUUUUACUUUUUUCCCCCAAAGAUAUUAUUUAUUAACAACUAACAUUACAUUUCAAACUGUGCAAUUGUGAUAAAACAUGUUUUGUUAUUAAAGCAUACUUUUAUAAAGUUU
Molecule: messenger RNA, 4698 nt
Organism: Mytilus californianus (California mussel)
Lineage: Eukaryota; Metazoa; Mollusca; Bivalvia; Mytilida; Mytilidae
Product: arginyl-tRNA--protein transferase 1-like
Exons: 10
Coding region: 31-1551 (506 amino acids)
Biological process (GO): protein arginylation
Cellular component (GO): cytoplasm
Molecular function (GO): arginyl-tRNA--protein transferase activity
Source: RefSeq, a predicted model, not a curated record